CACGCCCGGGGGGUUGCGUUGCGUGAUGUAAACGCGGAAGUAUUAUUGUGCACCUGCAGGAGAUGAGUGCGGAUGUUCUAACAGACCAACAUCUGCCUGUGUCUCCUCCACUGAAACCAGCAGACAUGUCCCAGCAGCUCCAGUAAAGUCCACCAGAAGCAGCAGACAGGAGAUGAGUUUGUGUUCACCGCUCCGUUCGCUCUAGUGUCUCUGAAGCAUCAGGAUGCAGAUCCUGGUGGCCAAGCUGCUUGGCCUGCUGGGCUUGUUCGGCCUUAUGCUGGCUGGUGUGCUGGUCCCAGUACGUCUCCUGCUCGUUGACUGUGAUAGAGCACAGAGAUACAGGAGGCCAUUGUCUCUGUGCAAUUCAUUUGGAGGGGGCGUGUUCCUCGCAACAUGCUUCAAUGCUCUGCUUCCUGCUGUCAGAGAUAAGGUGGUCGAUGUGUUCCAGCAGCUGAAGAUCAGCAGCGAUUAUCCUCUGGCUGAAACAAUGAUGAUGCUGGGCUUCUUCCUCACCGUCUUCAUAGAGCAGGCUGUCCUCACCUUCAGGAAGGAGAAGCCAUCCUUCAUCGACCUCGAGACUUUCAACGCCGGCGGCUCCGAGGCCGGCAGCGACUCUGAGUACGAUACCCCUUUUAUCUCCUCAGCACGGGGCUCCCCGAGCAAUGGCGGUCACCGCUCCCACGGACACCACCACGGACACUUCAACCCGGCCGAGCUGGCGGGGGCGGGGCCUCUGCGGCUGGUCAGCUUGGUCCUCGCUCUGUCUGCGCACUCCGCAUUCGAGGGCCUGGCGCUCGGCCUGCAGGAGGACGGGGCCAAGCUGGGCAGCCUCUUUCUGGGCGUGGCUGUGCAUGAGACACUGGCAGCCAUCGCCCUUGGGGUGAGCGUAGCUAAGGCGUCUCUCGGCAUGAAGGACGCCACCAAGCUGGGCGUGACAGUCAGCGUGAUGAUUCCGCUGGGCAUGGUGGUGGGAAUGGGCAUCGAGUCGGCCCAGACGCUGGCGGGCAGCAUAGUGUCCGUGGUGCUGCAGGGACUCGCUGCCGGAACCUUCCUGUUUGUCACCUUCUUUGAGAUCCUCACCCGAGAGCUGGAGGAGAAACAGGACCGGCUGCUCAAAGUGCUUUUCCUCAUCAUCGGCUACGCCGCACUCGCUGCUCUCGUCUUCAUCAAGUGGUGACAGACACCCAGCGAUGCCAAACUAUACUAAGAGUUCACUUUAAUGAAGCAAUCAGCUGUGGGAGGCGGGAACAUGUGGCGUUUCUAUUUGUGGCGUUUUAAACAGAAAAUUACUCUAAGAUCCGACUUUUGCCCCUAAAGGACGGAUCAUUCAUUUAUGUGUUUAAUAACUAAUAUCUGUAACUGGCUGCAGUGAGACUGCUGCUGCUGCACAUCUGGAGCUGUAAUAUAAGGACACUUCAAAUUUCCUUACAGCUACUUUAUAGUCUAUAAUAAACCAUUUAUGACAUUUGUAGGCUGCUUGGAGAUGCUAAACAAAGGGGCUUAAAAUGUUUUUAACUUAUUUUUAUAAACUUUUCCGUUACAGUGAUUGAAUCUCGCAUUAGAAACUGCAGGUUGAAGGGGGCGACUGCUACAUAGGGCUAGCGCUGCAUUCACAUAUAUGUGUGGGGUAAACAAAACGUUCCAGGAAUGAGCCCCUAAAAAUAAAAGCCGUCACUGAUUCACAUGUAAGGUCAUCUUCUUGGGCGCUUCUAGACCAUUUUCAAGACAGCUGCUAUUUUUAGAUUGCUUCAUUAAAGACCUGCUAGGUCCUGCUGUCCUAAGCUUCCUCUGUCUCCUUCACUGUGUCGACAUAAGUCUGAACUGUUUUUAAUUUGUGAGAAGCUGAAAAGUGCAAAUCUGGUGGUCUGUUAAUGUGGAAACAGGGCUUCCAGCAAGACAUCUAAAAAUAGCUGCUCUGCUAAAAACUACCUGGAUGUGUCUGAGAUGAUGACAUUGACCAAGAGAUUGUUUCAUAUUAAAUAUGGUCGGGUUGUUUUUAUUUUAUAGACUCGUUCUCAGGCUUUUUUGGUCACACCUCAUAAGGUAGUAUGUAAUACCUGACUUCUCAGGACUCCAUCUCACUGAUAUUGUUCCUAACAUCUGGCAUCCUCCCAGUUUUAGGUCAUUUGUUUCUACAUAAUUUCAGGACUAAACAUCAGUUUUUAUUUAUUAGAGACAGGAGUGGUUCUUACGUUUAUAAAACACGCUACAUCCUGGACGGCUCUUCUCCAAACUCCGAGUGAAGUCCAAUCUUGCCGCUCCACCUAUCUGUAAAUUGCGAAUACAAAUGCUUGUCCUCCAUUUCUUAUUGUCAGUGACAUCAGGAAAGUGAUGUCACUGAUGAUGAUCAGCUGAUUUGCUUUUUCAACAUAGUGUGAAGUGAAUGUUUCACAGAAGUUUUGUGGAUACGCGUUCACAGUUUCGCUUUGUCCAAUCUGCAUCUUUACGCAGACUUUGCAUGUAACAAACAAAGUCUAUGCAGAGAGAGACUUUAAAGUUGUGAUUCUCAGACGAUGAAUGACCAUGAAAAACAACUUUAUUUUAGGAAAAAAGUGUUUUCUGAUGCUGCUCGCUGACCUUUUUAAUUCAUCUCCUAUCCUUUUUAACCCUCGCCCAUAAAAGGCUGAUGAGCUGUUGUUGGGCGGCGUCAACACCCAAGUUUGCAAAUACAAUAACUCGAGAACAAGGCUGUGAUUUAAAAAUUUGUACCGUAGGAGGAGGCUGAGGUGGUGGCCACCACAUUAUUUUUUAUUGGUGAUCUUUGUUGUUGUUGCGCUAUGAGAAACACGUCCAUGUUUAUAGUUUUAUUUACUAUUCGUCUACUCAGUAACAAGCUAACGCGUUUAGCUUACAGGACUCAGAAAUGGAAUCAGAUUUGUCCUCAGUAACUCGCCCGCUCCCCUAGCCCAGAGCUGUGAGCCGAAGGUGAAUCCCAGAUAUUUUCUAUCAGUUUGUCAAAGCUCUUCAGUUUCUCUUUUACUCAUACUUCUGUUUUUACAUUCCUGCUGUAUUCUCAGAAAUGCCCUCACAAACACACUGGAGCCUUUUAGCUGCUUUUUCUUUCUUCAUGUGUUCAUAUUGAGAUCUGGAUCAGGUUUGUAUUUAUGAUUGUUUUUGCCAUCUUGUCUUGAUGUCAUUAAUGUUUUGCAAGGUGUUUUUUUUGUGUGUAUUAGUUGGAAAUAAACUGAUUACUAUC
This is a messenger RNA of Neolamprologus brichardi, 3196 nucleotides long. NCBI's taxonomy places the organism in Eukaryota, Metazoa, Chordata, Actinopteri, Cichliformes, Cichlidae. The record is from RefSeq and is a predicted model, not a curated record.